AUGAUGUUCAUGAAGAACGGAUUGGUUUCGCAUGCCCCAUUCACGUUCAGCGGAACGAAUGUCUCCGAGUGCUCCAGUUACGUCUAUCCAGGUCGUGAAAUCAACUUAAUCAACGACGUAGCUCCAGAGUUGAGCAGAAGGAAUCGAGUAGCUUGGAGAGCUUUCAAGAGCAUCGGUAAAGUAGUGAGGAGCUCAAAGAACGCCCGGCCUUGUGCUCACCUUUUCGACUCAACAGCACUUCCUGCGUUAACGUAUGCGUCAAAAACUUGGUCGCUGCGCAGGCAGGAUGAAAGAUCAUUCGGCGUUAUCGAACGCGCAGGCGAAAGGACGUUGCUAGGAGUAUCCCUUGUCACGCAAGUAAGGGAAGGAAUCCGGAGCUCCGAUCUGCGUCAGCGAUCAAAAAUUAAAGAUGCUGUUUUGUACGCCAAACAGUGGAGGAUAAAGUGGGCCGGACACGUAAUUCGUAUGAACGACAACCGAUGGACAGAAACCGUUAGUGACUGGAUUCUUCGGAAUGUUAAACGCACUGCAGGAAGACCACUGACUCGACGGUAA
Messenger RNA from Angiostrongylus costaricensis, 555 nucleotides. Lineage: Eukaryota; Metazoa; Nematoda; Chromadorea; Rhabditida; Metastrongylidae. The record is from the annotation of a GenBank genome assembly.